Stylophora pistillata is the source of this 2492-nucleotide messenger RNA. RefSeq lists its product as uncharacterized. Lineage: Eukaryota; Metazoa; Cnidaria; Anthozoa; Scleractinia; Pocilloporidae. Gene Ontology annotation, molecular function: biotin binding. The record is from RefSeq and is a predicted model, not a curated record.
GAAUACCCGGCUAAGUUCUGCUAUUUACAUCGAUUACAUUGUCUAAAUGAUAGUAAAAUUCAAGCAAAAUGUUGAUCAGUUACAGACAGUGGGCAAGUAAAUUUUGUGAUUUCGUGAUCUUGAUCUCAUUCUCCCUUCACACAGCACUCUCAGUUUCAAUUUCGAUCAGUUGUCAGUAUUAUGUUAUUUUUUGGGAUUCAAACUGACUGACAAUUAAUCCCUUACCCAAAGAAGUUCUCUAAAGACAGCUGCAUUUUACUACUCUUUUUAAAGUUUCGGAGUGGUCUACUAAGAUGUAGAAUGCUAGGAUGUUUGCUCGGGUGGAUGUUUCUUAUUAUGCAUUUUCACGCACCUUCAGCUAUCAUUUGUCGUUGUGUUAAUUGUCGCACACAUUUAAAUUCAGCGGGGUUACUUCGGUCGGAAAGCCUCGGAGUGCACUAAAAUAUUUCUUGUUCACAUGACGUCAUUUGCCGAAAAGCCUCGUUUGCACUUUCGGUUUUAAUUUUUUCGUUUCGAAAAUGAAAGUCUUCCGGUCUUUUAACGUUGCAUCCAUUUUGAAUGGCAACAAUUUUGUUUAGCUGGAAACCUUGCUGGUACUGUCGUGAAAUCAAAGCACUCAUCUUGUGGAGUGUAUGCUGUAUUUUCGAACGCUGCCACGGGAGUUUAGGUUGACAAUGUGGAGACCUCUGUUCAGGAAGACUGCGUUGCGUUUGUCGGAGCUUCGUGGGGUAGCUGGUGUUUCAACGCUCUCACGACCUGCAGGUUCCUUCCUGAAAAUAAAGAAGUCACGUUGGCAUCGUGCAUUCUCCUCUGCAUGCGGGGACUUGAGUGGAACCUGGUACAAUCAGUCUGGUUCAAUGAUGCAAAUCAUCCAAUCAGAAAAUGGAGAAUUGAUAGGCUGUUACCACAACUGCGCACCUGGUUCUACACCUGCUAAAGAAAAAUUGUCUGGUAGUGUGGGAAAAGAAGAACACGCCUCUCAGUUUGGCUUUACUGUCAACUUCCUGGAUGGAUGGUUUACUACGUCCUGGACCGGACAGUACAUCAAAGAAGGAGGCGCCGAUAGUGAAGAAGUUCUGGUGGCUAAUUGGAUUAUGACACCCAACCUGCAAGAUGGUGUGCAACACCUGGAAUCCAUUCAUGUCGGCCAGGAUCGCUUCACAAGGAAGCUUCAGAACCCUGAGAGGUUGCCGUCUUUUGAUGAUUCGGAGCCAAAGGGGUGGCUGCUAGCCUACUAAGCUUACCCUGUUGGAGAAGUGCUUCUCACUGGAUUUUGCACUCGGGUCCUCUUGCUUAUUGGAGUUCAACUCCUCUACCUGUCUCACAGGGCUCGAACCGGAUAGUAUAUCCAAGCAGAAUAGUUUCUUUAGAAACUCUCAAGAGUUAACCCCUCUUUUCGAUUUGUUGUGGUUAAUGUGGCAUGGUCCUUAUCACAAAUUAAUUCCUCGUUGAUUCAACUUUAGAUCUUGAAAAAGUUUAGAGCAAUUCAGUGAGUGAAGUACGAAGUCAGCCAUGGGAAGCUUUAAGCAACCACGGUGUCCGGGAAUAUUUGUUACGAAUUGGUUCAUUGAUUAAAUGUCCUAGUAAACAUUAAUUAUGUCACCCGGAAUUGUAAAUGAUUGCUUUAGAGAGUGGGACAGACUUAAUAAUAUUGUAAAUAAAGUCCGUAGUUGAGAGAGAGAGAGAGAGAGAGAUGUUGUAAUUGCACGCGUUUAGUCCGUCUAAGAAGGAGAGGGAAACGCGCUGUUGGGUCGUAAGAAUUAAACAUAGACACUAGACAUAUUACAAUAGGUUGGCUUGGGAUUUUACUGUACUCGUGAUUGUAGGAAAAAUUCAAGUUACACAAGGCGAACUAUGAAUACUGUGGUAGAUGUAGUUUAAGUUAGAUUUUCUAGAACGUUUGAACUGAUGCAACGAGAGAAUUGAUAGAAUCAUCUGAGCUGUUACGUUGGAAUUGUUGGAAUUGUUAGAAUUGUUGGAAGGAAUUGUUGGAACGUUGGCGGUGUUCGUCUAGAAUAAAUCUCAGAAAAGAAGAUUGUUUACAGUCCUCUUCGAUUGAUAUCGACUGCGGAGUUUUGUAUAGAUUCCGCGACACACGGCCAGUCCUGAAACUGAGAAAUUAGUCAGAAAUUUUUAGCUGGAAACGUCUGUAUUACUCGCUCAAGAAUAUACGUUGUACCUAGGUUUGAAACCCAACGGCAUCACGGUUUCCUUUCAGGCACUGAGGGUACUCCCUUUGUGCAAACAUAUCUGUUCCAAACAUUAGGAAAGUGGAUAUAUCUAAAGGGCUGCUGUGCUCGUGGAACGUUAUGGGCUACGAAUGUUUGUUUUAGAUAUUUUUUGAAUUUAAUUUGAUAAGAUUUUUAUCUGUACACAAUUUUAUGAUUAUAUAUAUUUUGAACUCUUUAUCUUUGUCAAUUUCAAGUUCAUUGUGAAAUUAAGAGUGUACUCAAUUAGUUUCAUUAAGUUAAAUAUAUUGACACUUCAAUCAA